This is a messenger RNA of Oncorhynchus keta (chum salmon), 3078 nucleotides long. It is a transcript of the gene metrn, whose product is annotated as meteorin, glial cell differentiation regulator. The record is from RefSeq and is a predicted model, not a curated record. Gene Ontology annotation, molecular function: hormone activity. Bases 252 to 1163 code for a protein of 303 amino acids. Gene Ontology annotation, biological process: positive regulation of axonogenesis; glial cell differentiation. Lineage: Eukaryota; Metazoa; Chordata; Actinopteri; Salmoniformes; Salmonidae. The transcript has 4 exons.
UUCUCUUUACGCACUACCGUCAGGGAGGCAGAGUAAAAGUAGGGACAGUCCGUUUAAAAGUGUAACUGAAAGUAUCUUAUCUUUUCAUCAAGAAAAGGAGGCUACCACGCUAUGGAGGUUGUCGAGAAAAGCAAAAUACAAUUCGAGUAGAAAGGAAUAGUGGAGAUUCCCAUGCGUAAAGGUUGAAGGGACGGCAUCUUUGGAAGAUUAACUUUAAAAAAAAAUCUAAGUCGUAACACAUACCGAAGGAAAUGGCUAUUUCUUGGAUUUACAAAGUUUGGAUCCUGCUACUACCCAUUUUUGAUAGCGCUGUGUCCAGUUAUUCCGAAGACCAAUGCAGCUGGCGAGGGAGUGGUCUGUCCCAGCAGCCAGGCAGUGUGGAGCAGAUCUCCCUCCACUGCUCGGAGGGUGCUCUGGACUGGCUCUACCCUAAGGGGGCGCUUCGCCUCACCCUGUCCCCCAGGUUGACUUCUGCGGCGGUGGGGCCGGGGGGCAGCAGCUCAGGCCUGAUCACGGCCUGCGUCAAGCCCUCGGAGCACUUCCACGGGGCCCAGCUCUACUUGGAGAGAGACGGGGUCCUGGAGCUCCUGGUAGGGGACCGUCUGGAGACGUCUCCCCCACCCCGGGUGCGCUGCUUCAGCCGCUUGCCCGGCGAGAAGGUAGCCCUCUUCCUCCAGGCCACGCCUCACCAGGACAUCAGCCGCCGCAUUGCAUCGUUCCGCUAUGAGCUGCGAGGUGAUUGGACGGCACGCCUGUCACUCGACUCGAACCCCAUCAUCAGUAAUGAAGGUGCCUGCAGACCCUGUAACAACACAGAGCUCCUUAUGGCCGUCUGCACCAGUGACUUUGUGGUGCGUGGUAACAUCAAGGCAGUGGACGAGGACAGUGAGCUACGGGCGGCUGUAAUCAAAGUCAGCGCCACCCAAGUGUUCCGCCAGAAAUACACCCUGUUUACCGGCACCGGCCGUUUGACCCGCACGGGCGAGAUCCGGACCCUGCUGCAGUGCGGUGUCCGGCCUGGGGUAGGCAGCUUCCUCUUCACCGGCCGCGUCCACUUCGGUGAGGCAUGGUUGGGCUGCGCCCCCCGCUACAAGGACUUCCUCCAGGCCUACGCUCAGGCCAAGUUGGCCCAGCAGCUACCCUGUGAAAUGGCUGUGGACUGACCCGAGCCACCCCAAAUCCCACCUGACUACUCCCCUGAAUGAGGCUGUCCUGUGAGGCAAGCCCUAACUCGAUCAGCCCCCCCUUGCCUGUCAUUUGGUUUGCCAUACCUCAGAGUGAAAGGUGAGGAAGAUGGAAGCCUAUCCGAUGAUGCAGCUGUGGGCCGACCCUGCCAUGAAGGUCCCGUUGGAUGCAGUCUUCCCCCAAAGACUGAGGAGUUGGGCAUGGACAUUUGUAGCACCAUUCCCAGUGCAAUAUACAGUCCUGUUAAAAUAUGAAGGACACUGUGGACGAGAUGAGAUUAAAGCAUUCGGCACAGGACACAUUUUCCAAAAAUGCUUAUUCAGAAUUCUCACAAGAGCUUUCCGUAACAACAAGCAGAAAUUUGUCAGGAAUGGAUUCAGAGCUAUUGAGUGUGAAUUUGUGUCUUUUAAACUCAGGGAAAUAUGUGGAAAAUUCUGUGGUGAAGUUAGCAUCUGUUUGGAAGUCACGUAAUUGUUAUCCCAGUGUUCAAGUACAAGGCUGUUGUUUUUCUAUGGUGGUCUUCAAAAUGGCCACUCAUUUUCCUUCAAUGUUUUGUUUCGGAAAACUGGGGGAAAUGUAUCCUUUUGUGUCCAAGAUUUUCUCACAAUUUUAUAGUUGAAAGAAACAAUGGGGGACUAUUCUCAGUGUUGCAAUUAUUUAUUGGAGAUUAGGGUGGGUCUUUCUUUAUUCAAGGAUUAAAGAAAAAAAAUCGUAAUUUGCACUAAUAAGGGAAAGGGAAUGAUCUGGAAAGUCUGAUGCUGCAAGCAAUGAAAACCAAAUGAAAACCUGACUAUAUGUAGCGUAGAAGAGGAGUGAUCAGAACGUAAUAAAUGUACAGAUAUUGCUAGCGCAUGAUAGUGCUACGCUAGGGUUAGCACAUGUUAACGCUAGGCUAGCACAUAUUAAUGCUAGGCUUGGGCUAGCGCAUGUUAGCGCGAGGCUAAAGCUUGCACAGCAGGUUCAAAGCACGAUAAACUCUGCAAACUAGUGAUGAACGUGCUUUCACGACAAUAGCCAACUCUGAGAUUAUUAUUUUUUCGAAGUACACAGAAGGCAAUUCUGCCUUUUUGAACCCUGUUUAAAUAUUUUCAGUGGUAUUUAUAAUACAGUUUACUUCAAGACUUAAUUGUGAUAUCUCAGUUUGGUUGAAAACCUUUGUUACCUUUUAAUAUGCUGUCUGAGAAACAUUGAUUUUAAUAUUUGAAAACCCCUUAUUUCGAGUUUACCGUAAUUACGUUACAACAGUGUUGCCCGUUACAGCCAUUUCGUAGCUAUUCAUACCUAUUUUGUAACUGUAAGCCUAAGAGAAAAGCUGUCUGCAAAAAACAAGCUGCAAAAUACUACCAAAACAGAUAAUGAGAUGCUAUAAGGUCUACUGGCCCAGAUUUAUGUCAUUGUUCAAAGUUAAAUACCCUGGAUCUAUCCCAAGAUCGAAAAAGGGGGUGAAAUUAAAAAACAAAAAUACAAUCUAGUCCAAAUAUCAAUAAUUAAUUCUUACAGCAGUAUUAAAUGUAUUUGCAUGAUACUCUUUCAAACAGCUUUGGGGUUAGCGGUAAGCAUCUCUAGACUAGCAUGCAAAAGGAACAAAAAAUUAAUAUCCAUGGCCAUGAUGGCUUGUCAAGUUAUGUUGUCUUAUGUGUACUAAAUGGAUGAAGGGAGCAGUUAACACCAAAUUAAGUUGAUGUGCUGGAGCGGUAUGUACACAAAAAGCAGAAAACUGCCAUGCUUGCUGAUAUUGUCAAUUGUUUCUAUGUGAGUGUAAUUGUGUGUUAAUACCAAUGUGAAUGUUAUUAUGUAUAUAAGAAAUUCUAGAAACAAAAAAACAACUUAUGGAGGAAAGUGUUUGUAUGUGGUCUGUGAUAUAAAAAGGCUGAAAAGCACAUUUGAAUGUUA